AUGGAUGAAGAGCCCAAAGACCCUCUGAUUUUGGGAAGACCUUUCCUUGCCACUGCUGGAGCUAUAAUAGACGUGAGAAGAGGCAAGAUUGAGCUGAAUUUGGGUAAAGACUGCAAGAUGGUGUUCAAUGUAAAAGAUGUUAUGAAGCAACCAACUAUCAAUGGCGAGUCAUUUUACAUUGAAACACUUGAGCAGCUAGCCGAUGACUACUUGGAAGAAUUGGGAGUUGAGGAUAAGCUGCAGCUGGCUCUGACUAAGGAUAAUGAGGCAUUUGGGUGUCUACAAGCAGAGAAGGAAAGCUCUCAAGAGCAAGGCACGGACGAUGACUGGUCCGAGCUUAAGGCUCCCAAGGUCGAUCUCAAGCCACUCCCAAAGGGGCUCAGGUAUGCGUUCUUAGGCUCUAACUCCACAUACCCUGUCAUUGUCAAUGAUGCAUUAACCCCUCAUGAGCUUGAAACCCUCCUCGUUGAGCUGCGAAAGUACAGGAGAGCUCUUGGAUAUUCGCUGGACGAUAUCAAGGGUCUCUCCCCUACUCUAUGCACUCACAGGAUCCAUCUUGAAAAUGAAUCAAAGGGAUCUAUUGAACAUCAGCGUAGGUUAAACCCCAAUCUUAAAGAAGUAGUAAAGAAAGAAAUCUUGAAGCUUCUUGAUGCAGGAAUCAUUUACCCUAUUUCGGACAGUACUUGGGUUUCUCCAGUACAUUGCGUCCCAAAAAAGGGUGGGAUUACUGUUAUCAAGAACGAAAAGAAUGAAUUGAUCCCAAGUAGGACAAUAGUUGGACAUAGAAUGUGCAUUGAUAUCAGGAAAUGGUUGAGGUCUUCAUGGACGACUUUCUCGGUCUAUGGCUCUUCUUUUUCCUCUUGUUUGUCUAAUCUAUGUAGGGUGCUGAAAAGAUGUGAGGAAACAAGCUUGGUUCUGAAUUGGGAAAAGUGCCAUUUUAUGGUGAAAGAGGGGAUAGUCCUUGGCCACAAGAUCUCAGAGAAAGGCAUUGAAGUGGACAAGGCAAAGAUAGAAGUAAUGGUGCAACUUGGGGAGCCAAAAUCAGUUAAGGAUGUGAGAAGCUUCUUGGGACAUGCGGGUUUCUACAGGCGCUUCAUCAAAGAUUUUUCUAAGAUAGCAGGCCACUCACAAGACUCUUAUGCAAAGAAACAGAGUUCAUCUUUGAUGAAGAGUGUAGCCAAGCUUUCUUGA
This is a messenger RNA of Microthlaspi erraticum, 1191 nucleotides long. The record is from the annotation of a GenBank genome assembly. Lineage: Eukaryota; Viridiplantae; Streptophyta; Magnoliopsida; Brassicales; Brassicaceae.